Ceratitis capitata (Mediterranean fruit fly) is the source of this 11186-nucleotide messenger RNA. It is a transcript of the gene Vps13, whose product is annotated as vacuolar protein sorting-associated protein 13. Gene Ontology annotation, cellular component: extrinsic component of membrane. NCBI's taxonomy places the organism in Eukaryota, Metazoa, Arthropoda, Insecta, Diptera, Tephritidae. Gene Ontology annotation, biological process: protein retention in Golgi apparatus; protein targeting to vacuole. Bases 441 to 10541 code for a protein of 3366 amino acids. The record is from RefSeq and is a predicted model, not a curated record. The transcript has 36 exons.
GUUUUUGAUUUUUGAAAACAUCCUGUCAAGUGUUCUACUUCGAUUGCAGCUCGGAAAGAAAAAAAUAAAUUCACAAUAACGAUCAGCUGGUUUUCAAUUCUCUUGUUAUUAUCAGAAUCGUACGUUUGACAUUUACAUUUCAACUGGUCAGAUUGGAAUUUUCAUACGACGUUAUCGGGACCGUCGGGUUUGUUUGUGAUUUUAUUAACGCAAUAUCGGUUGUUAAAAUUUUGGAGAAAUUUUCGCUUUAUUUAAUUUAUCCCGAGUUUUAUAAUGUUUGUUUAUAAUUGCAAUGUUAGAAUGCGUAUAGACCGAAAAAAUCAAUAAUUAAAAAUAUAAUAUUUAUAGAGUGGUUCAAGAGACUUUUAAAAACGAUCGAAAGUCUGUGAUUUAUUAUAUUGAAGGAUCAACCCUUUGGCUGAUCUUAAAUCUACAACAAUAUGGUUUUCGAAUCAGUCGUCACCGAUGUCUUGAACAAAGUACUGGGGGAUUACAUCGAAAAUUUAGAUAAAAAGCAGUUGAAAAUUGGCAUCUGGGGCGGCGAUGUGGUGCUUCAUAAUCUGAAAAUCAAAGAAAAUGCGCUCGACGAGGUGGAUCUUCCAGUACAGUUGGUCUAUGGUUUUCUGGGCAAGCUGGUCUUAAAGAUACCAUGGAAGAAUCUGUACAGUCAACCAGUGAUUGCACAAAUCGAGGACUUAUACCUGCUUGUAACACCCAAACAGUCAGUGCAGUAUGAUGCUGAAAAAGAGGAAAAAUAUGAUCUACAAAUAAAGCAAGCCGCGCUUAAAGCGUUGGAGGAGGCACACAAAAAGGAAUUAAUGAAAAAUGAACUCAAACCAGAUGCUACUUUUUCCGAAAAGUUGACUGCACAAAUUGUCAAUAAUCUACAGGUGAAAAUAUCUAACAUUCAUGUACGCUACGAAGAUGCCUCUACCACCGGUGAGAACUUCGCACUUGGCGUUACGCUACAUGAUCUCGAAUUAUAUACUACUGAUGAGAACUGGGAGAAGUGUUAUCUGACGCAGCAAGUCAGCCGUGUGUUCAAAAUUGCAAAUCUCGACUCCUUGUCGGCAUAUAUGAACUGUAAAACCACCAUGUACUCAGCGUUGUCCAAAGAAGAACUAGCAGAGGUUUUUCGUAAAAAUAUCGCACAAAAAGAUGCGGUACCAGAGGACUACAAUUAUGUGGUUGGUCCAAUUUCGGUGAUGGGUAAACUGCAGCUAAAUAUGAAUCCUGAAUAUGAUACACCAGCUUUUGUGAUACCAAAGAUCGAUUUAGCCUUAGAAAUGCAAAAGCUGCGUGUCGGUUUGACGAGCACACAAUUCCAACAGGCUAUAAAAUUGGGUGAUUCCAUGAAUCGUAUGCAAUUGGGCGUGCGCUACCGAAAAUAUCGGCCCUUUAAUACGCCUUAUAAGAAGCAUUACCGUGAGUGGUGGAAGUUCGCCAUCAAUGCAAUUCUGGACGAAGACAUUAAAAAACGUAAUAGAGAAUGGACCUGGGAACACAUUAAAGAGCAUCGGCAGCUUUGUAAUACAUAUGCAGAGAGUUUCAAAGAAAAGGAACUAUCCAAGAAACCACCUGCUAGUCUCAUAGAAACAUGCACGUUGCUCGAGCAAAAACUGGAUCUAUUUAAUUUAGUUUUAAUACGCAAACGCGUGCAAAUUGAGGUGGAUAAAAUCAGAAAAGAUGAAGAAUCAAGGCAAUCACAAAAGAGCGGUUGGUUUGGUGGCUGGUUUGGUGGCGGCCAGAAAAAUGAUAAUGGAGAAUCUAAUGAUAUUGUCAAGAAACUUGAAGCUGCUAUGACUCCGGACGAGAAAGCAAAACUCUAUGAAGCUAUAGGUUAUCAAGAGGGCACACCACCGCCUGACAUGCCAGUACAUUAUGAGGCUAUAAAAAUGCAAUUUAAAUUACUGGCCUUGGAAGUUGGCUUGUAUGAUGACAGCGAUAUAGUGGGAAGAGAAAGCUUAAAAUUGGAUCAGCUAAAAACCCUUAUGCUGUUGAACUUCUCCAUGACAACGUGCGAUGUAACACAGCGCCCAGGCGGCAAUGCUAUAAGCGUCACUGUUGGCAUGCAUGAGAUUAAGCUUCUAGGCUUGCAUCAGAAUAAUACGGCACCCACCAUAAUCGAAUCUAAAACAACCGACGAAUUGAAUUUGCUUGAUGUGUUCUUCGAAACUAAUCCGCUGGACAAGAAAUGUGAUCAACGUAUUAGGGUAUCGGCGCGUCCAUUGCAGGUUGUUUAUGAUGCCGACACCAUUAUUCGGCUGGCAAAAGUAUUUACGCCACCAAAAGCAAAUUUAUCCGAGUUAGAAUUUGCUGCUACGGAACGUAUGGCAAACUUCAAAGAACGCUCGGCUACUGGUUUGCAAUACAUGAUCGAUUCGAAAUCUGCUUUGGAAAUAGAUAUUCAAUUUAUGCCGAAUAUAAUCAUUAUACCAAGUACGGGAAGAUAUGAUCCUAAGAGCAAUGAUAAUUCCUUAAUUGUUGUAACUUUGGGUAAAUUUCUUGUUUCGUCAACGCCGCACAAUGUUUCCUCCAGUGACCUGGCGGGUAUGCUACAAGACUCAAAAAUCGCUUUAUCUAAUGUUUUGGAACGUGCUUACGAUCAGAUUCAAGUCAGCAUUGCUGAUAUACAGAUGGUGGUUGCUAGACCUGGUGAAGAUUGGGAAAAUACUCUUGCUUCAGCUUUGCAGUCUGAUAUGCAUAUACUACGGCCGACAUCCGUGCUAUGUAACGUUUGCUUGUGUGCGGUCGACGAUGAUCCACGUCUGCCAAAAAUGAAAAUUGACAUUGAAUUACCAUCGAUUGCUUUGAACAUAACAGAAGACCGAAUGUUCGAUGCUUUAAAUGUUGUCACAAGUAUACCGCUGCCUGAAAGUGAGCCAGCACAGCAGUCGUCGAUCACAAGGGCCUUAAGUACAGCCUCGUCGAAAUUGUCUUUGGCUAGCUUCUUGACACAAGAAAAAAAAGCUAAGAAGAAAUCAGACAAUAUCGAUCUCUCAACCGAGAUUAUACAAUACACGAAUUUAGAAUUGUCAUUCACUUUAAAAGAAUUUAUUGUUUCAUUAAACAAAUCGGUGCCCAUUAAAAAUUCACAUUCAAGUGGAAGUGUUAAUAAUGCGACAGAGUCGCCUACAGAUGCGACCGCAACACUUGUUGAAUCGCCACAGGAUUCCAAUGUUUUUGGUACACCAGUUGAUGAAAUGCCAAACGAUAUCGCAUUCGGAAAAAUAGUCAGCUGCACUUCUGCAGCUUGUACAGUUGAAACCAUUCUUUCUUUCCAUGUGUUGGAGCUUGGUGUAAAAAUGUAUCAACGCACCUAUGAAAUGGUAGUGGAAGCGAAUCUUGGUGCUAUCAACUUAAAGCGUCAUGGAUCCUCCGACAGUACUAAUUAUCAGUUGGAUAUUAUCGAUACACCGAGAUUCUCCGAAGAACUCCAAUAUUUGUUAACCGUUUCAUAUGUAAUGGCCCAGCGCACCGCUCCAGAAUUCUUUACCAAAUACAAUGCUACAGAGCAAUUGAUCAACAUUAACUUUUCAACUUUGAAUAUAACAUUGCACCAAGAAGUGUUGCUGCAAUUACUUGAAUUAGCCGAUUCUUUCCAACGCAAAUUGGAAACUGUACUCAAAUCGACUCAAGUCGCUGAUCCAACACCAAAAGAUCGCAUAGGUACUGCCGGGGACACAGGUAUUCUUAGCAAACUCACUGUUAUCGCAGAAGAAAGCGAAGAGGACGGUGUUCUUGCUACUCUGGCCCCUACCAGAGGUAGACCGCAACGCCAAGGAAAGGUUGUCGACAGUAUACAGAUCCAUGUGAAAGCGAAGCUGGAACAGGUCUCUCUGCUGUUGACAUGUUGCAAACGGCCAUUGGCUUCAAUGCAAGUACAGCAUUUCGAUGCAAAUGUAAUUUUGAAAUCCUCUUACACAGAGCUAAAUCUGCGUCUCAAGGAUAUCGUGGUGACCGAUUUGAAUCCGUUGACAAAACACAGUGGCAUACUUUCGAUUGUCGGGGAUAAUGCGCUUGAGUGCCAAGUCAUCAAAUUUAAUUUAGAUGAGACCUCCAACUACAAUUCCGAUGAUAUGCGCAUAACAGUUGCAAUUGGCGGCAUGAAAAUAGUAUUCUUGAACUGGUUCGUGACUGGUGUUUUGAGCUUCCUUAACAACUUCCAAACAGCACAAGCUGCGCUUGCCCAAGCCAGUGCUGCUGCGGCAGAUGCUGCCAAACAAAAUGCUAUGGUUGCGUACGAAAACGCAACUCGCAUGAAACUGGAUAUUAAAGUUAAAGCACCUGUUAUAAUCGUUCCAAUGGAUUCACAAAGUUUCAAUGCCAUUGUCCUGGAUCUUGGUUUCCUUUCAUUAAAUAACGUGACAACUGAAGUGGAAGUGCCACGAGAGAGUCGUCGCGCUGUUCUCGAUGAAAUUAAGCUCGAGUUGAAAAAUAUGCGCUUGGCCAAGGCAGCCAUUUUGUUAGAACAGUCUCGUAGAUCCUCAGUCGACACUGUUGAUAUGGCCUAUGGCAUUAAAUCGCAUCUGAACAUUUUGGAUCCGGUUAGUUGUGCUUUGAUUGUUAAACGCAAUUUAUCUAGUACCUGGUAUAAGGAGGUGCCAGAGAUGGACAUUUCAGGACAUUUGAAAUCGAUUGAGUUCAAUCUAUUUAUGGAAGAUUACGCAGUUAUAAUGGCAAUAUUGAAUCGCAAUUUGAGUGAAGGCGUAGAUGAAUUUCCUCCGAUUGAGGAACCUGAGCAGCCUGCAACACCCAAGCCAUCGCCUGACUUAAGAACACAACAAUCAAAAGUGGACAUUGAACCUAAUGCUAGCAACACUCCACCUAAACGCAAAAUCUUGGCUGCGGUUAAUGAAUCGGGCGCUCCUCAAAAGAAUACUGUACAUGUUCAAAUGAAAUUUAGUUUUCUCUUUGACGGUGUUGUUAUCAAUUUGCUUUUGAACAAUGAAGAGGGCCUAGCACGUUUUGGUUUAUAUCUUUUAUCACUGAAGGGAAACAAACUAGUGGAUGGAACACUCAACACAUCCAUUGUGCUCUGUAAUAUUCAAAUCGAUGAUACGCGUAAAUCAAAUAAAAGUCCAAUUAAGAAAUAUCUUUGUCGAAAAGAUUGGAAUGACUCUCAGUUGCAUAGGCAAUCCGAAAAGCCGACUGAAGUGGUAGAUUCCUGUAAAACAGAGCUAAGCUAUAUGUUAGACUUAACGGCCAGCAUUAAAGAGGAUGAUGUGUUUGCGGAAGUACGUGUUAGCAGUUUUGAUUUGAUUUUAUGCGUCGACUAUCUCUUGAAACUGGCUGAUUUCUUCAAACUCCCUGAAGAAACCGAACCAGUGAACUUAAAGAAGAAAAAUGAGUUGAAAUCUCCAACUACUCCUGUAGCAACAAAUACAGUUCCUAAAGUGAACCCUAAAUCAACGACGAACACUGUGCAGCCCAACAAACCAGUUGAUAAUAAUAAAAAAAUGAACUUAAUUUUACAUAUCGAAGAGCCUGACAUAAUAUUGGUCGAAAAUCUCGACGAUAUGAAUUCCAAUGCCAUCAUAUUCAAUGUGCAGGCGCAGCUCAAUUAUCGGGCAAUUGGGGAAAGACAAAAUAUAAACGGACAAAUCGAUUCAUUGAAAAUGUAUAUGUGUUCAUUUAUGCCGGAGCGUCGUGAGGCCACACGGCAUUAUAUUCUACAUCCAUGCAUGAUUAGUUUGCAUGGCUCAACACCCGAAGAGGAAGGCUUGCACGUCAGUCUGAAACUGAGUGAUAUUAUGCUCAAUGUCUCGCCAGCUACCAUUGAAUUGUUGAACAAAGCUAUGCGUAGUAUAAGUGCAGAAAAUGCUCAAAAAGAUACAGACCUUAGACUCGAAACUGAUUACAGGCAACUGUGGUUAGAAGAGCCUAUAAAUGAGAGACGUUAUUGGUUCUUAAAAGCUGAUCGGGCAAUUGAUGCAUUGGAGUACAUAGAGAACCAAUUGUUGACGGAAGUACAAAAACGUAAAACUGAAAGAUGCGUUGUGGAAGUUCCUAAUAUUACACUUGUCAUCGAGACAGGUAUUGGAUACUAUACCAAGCCCCUCAUAGCGAUUGACACCCGCUUGAAUGCCAUCAUUAGUGACUGGAGUGACGAUUUGAAGAUUCGUGGCUCUCUCACACUGAGCACUAAUUACUACAACGAAGCAUUGGCUGUGUGGGAGCCCAUAAUUGAAAUGAAUGAGCACAUCAAUCGCAAUGGAGAGCAGGAGUAUUUGCCAUGGGAAUUAACCUACAAAGUGGACAUCAUAAAUCAAAAAAAUGAAGCUGAAGUUGAAGAGGAACCAGAAGAAGAAGAAACUGGCAAAGUUACUCAAAUCGCUAUACAUUCAGAUGAAGAUUUACAAUUUACAGUUACGAAGACAUGCUUAGACCUGCUUGGUGUUUUGGGGGAGGCAUUUUCACAGGCCAUACAAAUUGAAGGCCUCACCAAACCAGAGGUGAUAGCACCUUAUGUGGUGGAGAACGACACUGGUUUCGAUAUUUCGAUAAACUUUAGGCGAGGCAUAUUCACCUUGCACGAAUGCCACUCGCCCAAGGCAACAGUCGCAAAUUCACUGAAUAGUUCACUUAUAUUCGCAGCUGAGGAUGCUGAUGCAAACUUUUCCCCAGAGCAAGUGAGGAAUUGUACGAUUUCGCCGGGUGGACGCGCCUAUUUACAAACAAAAGACUUGUCUACAAUCACCAACGAAGAAGAUGAGGAAUAUAAUUUGUAUGUGCAGGUGGGUGGAAUAGACAAGGAGGUUGUGCUGCCAGUUUCCAAAUCAGAUCAGCGCUACUUCCCAUUAUAUCGCGGUUCAAAUCAAGAUCCUUGGGGCAUUGUAUCAGAAGUACGCUCCGAGUAUGGGACUACAAAAAUCAAUAUACAUGGUGUGGUCAAAGUACACAAUCACUUCACUACCACUUUACUUAUACAUCGCUCGAAGCCAGGGGUGGGAAGAGAAAAUAUUUUGGUUGGAAAAGUAUUGCCAGGAGAGAUCUUCCAUGUACCACUCCAUGCUAUUUAUGCAGAUAAUAAAGAUUUGCACUUCAGCUUAGAGGGCUACAACAUAUCUGUACAGGGCAUUAAAUGGAACGAUUGCCCAACCGAUCUCGAGUAUUCAAGACAUUUACAAUGUGAUCCCUUAAACACCUUCGAAACUUUUUAUAUUAAUGUGAAGCGUGUUAAAACGGAGAUAUUUCAUGAGCAUAGCGACAAAUAUACGAUACUCAGCGCCUACUACACUUUGCAUCUACGUCCGCCAGUUUACCUAUGCAAUGCAUUACCCAUAAGUAUAAGUGUUUCUGUAGCUGGCUGUAGUGUUCGAAGUGCUGAAGCUGAGAAUGUCGAAAGGAAUGUGACGAGUGCUGUGAAGGAGGACAUGCUGGAUUACGGCGAGAAAGAAGUGGCACCGGGUGAUGUACUACAUUUGCCCACAGUGAAAUUGAGCAGCAAGUCACGUGAAAACCGCAGUUUCCUCGUUGUGCGGUUAAUCCAAUAUUUGGAAAAGGAUUGGUCAUGUACCACCGAAAUAUCUGAAGAUCACAAUGACAUGGCUACCUGGCGCUUUAGUUCCUACGAUUCGGAGGCUAAAAUGGAUAUGGAUUUGUGUGUUCGUUUUGAAGAUCGUCAGGGUGCCUUGCAGAUAUCACUCUACAGUCCAUUCUGGAUGAUCAACAAAACCGGUUUAAUGUUAAGCUACAAAACUGAUGCGGAGACCGUUGAUGUGCUUUAUCAUCCACCAGAAUAUAAUGGACCCAUCUUAUUUUCCUUCCGCGAGAAAUUCUUCUUCGACAAGAAAGCGGCUACGAUACGUGUAGAUAAUGGCGAUUGGAGUAAUAAGAUUCCAUUAGACGUUGCUGGGUCGAUGGGCGCAGUUACUUGCAAAUCGAAAGACACGCCAUACCAGAUAGGCGUGCACAAUCAUUUGACUUAUAAUUCACUUACGAAAAUGAUCACAUUCAUACCAUUUUAUAUCGCAAGUAAUAAAUGUUAUUUCGAAAUAGAUCUGCAGGAGCAAAGUAGGCCUGGUGACCCAUGGAUGAAUGUAUUGCCCAAUUCUUGCACUCCCCUGUGGCCUAAAGACGAUUCCGAUUUAAUGCUUGUCGCUCGCGUUCUUGGUCAAUGCACACCUGCAUUCAAAUAUUCUGAGGCGCAAUGUACACUCCUAAAACUGCCAGGCAAUAAGCACGGCGGUAUUAAUGUAGAUGUACAAGCUACCGAGGGUGGCGUUUAUAUCAUCUUCUCUGAAUUUAAUCCAGGUGAUGCGCCCGGUUUGAUAAUGAAUCAUACGAAACUACCCAUUGUAUAUCAAGAAAAGGAUGUCAAAGAUAAUGUGGUACUAAAACCACACACGAGACUGCUACAUGCAUGGUCACAUCCAUCAGGUGAAAAUAGUAUUGUCUUCGAUAUUGGUGAGAAAAUUACCGAAAAGAGCAAAACCAAAGGAGAAACAGAUUUAAGACGCGAUCAAAUCGGUGAAAUGAAAUUACAUGACGGUUCGAUAGCGUACUGGGUUACAUUUUUGGAUGGUUUGCAGAGGGUACUGCUCUUCACUGAAGACAUUGACAUUGCUAAAAAACUAGAAGGCAGCGCAACUAUACAGAAGAUUACGCAGUCGGUUGAAGUACGCAUUCAUGGUAUUGGUUUUUCAUUGAUAAACAAUAUCAUUGGCACCACCAUUUUGUACAUGGGUAUAGCGAGCUCAGGUGUGAUUUGGGAGCAAAAGAAGGGUUCAAAGCACUUUAAACAAAUGAAUAUACAUGAAACUGCAGAGCUUGAAGAACAAUACCAACAAUAUUUGGUCGAUCGCAGCGUAAAUCAAGUGAAGAAAUACUAUUUGGAUAGCAAACAUGAGAUCGAUUUUAUAAAUAUGAUUCUGAAGAAGAAUAAAGAACGCGAAAUCCAUCGUACCUUUUAUCCGGGCGUUUGGUUUAAGAUGAGAACUUCUCCCUAUCAAAUGCAAUUGCAUGCCAAGAUCAACAAAAUUCAAAUUGACAAUCAAUUAAAUGAUUACAUUUUCCCAGUUGUGUUGGCGCCGAUUCCGCCACCUAAAAGUGUGGCCACAACGAUCGUUCUGAAACCGUUUAUCGAAGUCAGUGUGGUACAGUGGGUAGUGCCCAACUCUACCGUUAAGCAAUACAAAUACGCUACCAUGCUUAUACAGGAAUUCCACUUCAAAGUCGAUUUAAUAUUCCUCACAGCUCUCGCCGACAUGUUCGCGGCGAAAGUGAGUGACGUACAAGCGGCGAAACUCUUCAAUAUGAAUGUGGAAUCCAUUGAAAAGCCACUUUCUGAUCUGGUGGAGACACAUUCUGCGCAGGAACAAAAGAAUUUCUAUGAUAACUUGCAUCUUGGCCCAAUUAAAAUACAUGUUAGUUUCUCAAUGGCUGGCUCCGAUACGACAGCGUUGCCCGGAAUACUGUCUACGCUGGUGCAAGGCGUCGGAGUAACGUUAACCGAUGUGAAUGAUGUUGUUUUCCGUUUGGCUUUCUUCGAACGUGAGUACCAGUUCUUCACUCAACAGCAGCUGACUUCGGAGAUCACAGCACAUUACACUGGUCAAGCGCUAAAACAGUUAUAUGUGCUCGUGUUGGGUCUGGAUGUGCUUGGUAAUCCUUAUGGCUUAGUUGUAGGCUUAAAGAAGGGUGUCGAAGAUUUGUUCUAUGAACCAUUCCAGGGUGCUAUUCAAGGACCGGGUGAAUUCGCUCAAGGUCUAGCGCUCGGUGUUAAAUCGCUCUUUGGACAUACUGUAGGCGGCGCAGCAGGUGCUGUUUCAAAGAUAACUGGUGCAAUGGGCAAGGGUCUGGCUGCACUCACAUUUGAUGAAGAGUAUCAAAAGAAACGACGCCUACACAUGAAUAAAAAGCCACAAACGUUCUCUGAAGGCAUCGCGCGUAGCGGCAAAAGUUUGGUUAUGGGCUUCGUGGAUGGUGUAUCCGGAGUUGUGACCAAACCUGUUGCUGGUGCGCGCGAAGAGGGCGUUGAAGGCUUUUUCAAGGGAGUUGGAAAGGGCGUAAUUGGUUUUGUGGCUCAACCCACUGCCGGUGUAGUUGAUUUUGCUAGUGGCAGCUUUGGUGCUGUGCGUCGAGCAGCUGAGGGGCAACAUGAUAUAACACGCCUGCGGGCGCCACGUUACGUACAUCAAGACAACGUUGUACGUCCAUAUUGUCGUGCCGAGGCCGAGGGCAAUCGUGUGUUCAAAGAAAUCGAGAAGGGCAAAUAUGCUGGCACAGAUGUAUUUAUUCACUGCGAAGAGUUGGUACCGAAGCAUGAAUUCCUGGUCGUUUCGAAUCACCGCAUUAUACACGCAACAAAGAAUGAUCUUUUCGGUACAUAUACGGUACAAUGGAAAUACAGAUUUGAAAACAUCGACGCAUUUACACCCACAGAAAAGGGACUGGAAAUCAGACUGAAAAAGCAAAACAAAAAAGUCAUGGGCAUGUUUUCGAGUAGCGAAGUGGUCCGCAAGCAAGUGGUCAUUAAGGAUUUAAAGCGGCGUGACCGUCUAAUUGAAAUUUUGGAAUCUCAACACAAGAAAGUGUAACAUUUUUGGCCGUUCAAUAGGCGCUCUGAGCUUUAGUGCAUGGAGUCGUAACUGCGGCUUCAAAAUUGCACUGCUGCUAGCUACAUAAGCAAACAAAAGCGCUUAAAAGCUGCAAAACGCACCACUUAAACCAAACAAAUGCUAUAAAAAAAUUCAACAUCGACUCGCAACGUACCGAUAAAUAUUAUUAACAAACAUGAACUAUGAAAACUUAUAUUUUGAAAUACUGAAAAGAGCAUGUUGCUAUUUUAUAAAGUGAAGCAUUCUAAUUUAUAACCUUUUUUUAACAUGAAUUUUACAUUGCAUAUACAUCUUUGCUAUAUGUAUAUGUAUCGAAUGUAUGGAACGUCCGAGUAUAUUUAAUUAACUAACUUAAAUUAAAUAUUUUCCUUUACAUAUUGCUUUACAUCACGAGACUACCUCGUUGUUACUGCUACAAAAAGAGAGAUAUGCUUAAAAUAUUUUCUUUUGUGAAUUACAAUAUUUUUUUAUACAUAUAAAAUAACUGAGACACAUAAAUAGUGCAUUACAUAUAUACACAUUCAUUGAAAUAGUUAGCGUAAAUCAUAUAUGUACAUACAUAAUUUUGUUACUGGAAAUUCUGUGAAUAAAUGCAAACGAUAUUAUUGUUGUAGUUACAUAUAG